Molecule: messenger RNA, 956 nt
Organism: Teleopsis dalmanni
Lineage: Eukaryota; Metazoa; Arthropoda; Insecta; Diptera; Diopsidae
Exons: 3
Coding region: 468-956 (162 amino acids)
Biological process (GO): positive regulation of canonical NF-kappaB signal transduction; MyD88-dependent toll-like receptor signaling pathway; innate immune response
Cellular component (GO): plasma membrane
Molecular function (GO): TIR domain binding; Toll-like receptor binding
Source: RefSeq, a predicted model, not a curated record
AAAAAAAAAGUGAUAAAAAUAAUAACAACAACAAUAAAUUAAGAUCACCAGACUGAAGGUGAACACAAAUUUUUAUGACAAUUUUGGUUUUUUUUUCUGUUGUUUUUUGUUUAAAGCAAAUAAACAGGUAUAAACACCAGACUCGAGUACUGCUUUUUGUUUUAAAUAUUUAUUUUAUAAUUUAUGUGUAUUUUGUUUAAAAACAAAAAAGCAAAAGCACAAACAAAAACAAUAAUAAAUAGCAAGGCGCAGACAGCGCCAACGUUGUGCAGUAGCACCUUCAUCACUCUACCCCUUGACAAAAAAAAACUAUGGUGACAGAAACAGCAGCAACAAGAAGAAGAAAACCAACAACAACGACGUUAAUGGAAUUUAUCCGUCCCUGCUGUUAAUAUUUUUGUUGAUAAUUUCUAAUAAUUAACGACUUAAUUAGUUUCACAACAACAAAAUCUCUUUAAUCCAAAAAAAUGGUGCAAAAUUUAGUUGUAGUUAUACCUCCUGUUAAUUUAAAUGCUGCUUCUUCCUUAGAUUCUGCUGCUUCGGAAGGCAGUGAGAGUUCUUUCAACGAUAUACCACUGACAGCGCUUAGUAAAAAUACCAGAAAACAAUUAUCAAAUUCGUUGAAUUCUAAGAAGGUCUUACGUUCUGAAGAGGGCUAUGAACGGGAUUGGCGUGGUAUUGCUAUGCUAACACAACAGAAAAAUUUUUGUGAUGAAAAUGCUCUCAGCGGCGGUGAUCCAAUGUCAAAAGUAUUGCAACUCUGGUGUAGCAAUAGCCCGAAAACAGCAACUUUUGCAAAUUUAGAGCGCUUCUUAGGUAGAAUCGAUCGUUGGGAUGUUUCUGAUGAUAUUUAUGAAAAUUUAGAUUUAAACGUAAAUGGUUUAACUAUUCUAAAGGGUAACUCCCAUCCCCCUGCUACAGCAGCAAGCACAACGAUUUUGGAGGUGGAAAAUUAA